AGCCCUGCGUGUGACGUCACGAGCCAACGAGCCCAGUAAGCGGUUUUCAGGCAGCUCCGCGCCAUGUCGGUGAAAGAGUCCAAGCCAAAUCUCACCGUUUCCCAAGCUACCGACAUCACGGGACGACUUUUUGGCCUGACUGCGUCCAGCGUCCGUCCACUGCCCAGUUACGAUGACCAGAACUUCCAUGUGGUCUCUUCAGAAGGUGGACAGUAUGUGCUGAAGGUCAUGAACUCUGCAGACAGCCAGAAUCCCACUCUGCUGGAGGUCCAAACCCACACCAUGAACUUCUUAUGGCAGAAAGGACUUCCUGCCCAGACUGCUGUCCCCACGGUAACCGGUCAGCUGAUGAGUUUGGAGGAAAUCGAUUGUGGUUUCGGGGUGCAGAAAUAUCUGGUGCGUUUGCUGACCUUCAUGCCCGGCACCACGAUAGCAAAGGUGACCUGCACUCUGCAGCUUUUAUACGAAGCUGGAAGAACGGCCGCCACCAUGGACACCGCUCUGCUGCAGAUGGAGCAUCCACACCUGAGUGUUCUUCAGAGGGAGAACUUCAUCUGGAGUUUAGCGAGUGUUCCUCUGUUGGAGCAGUUCCUGCCUGUGCUGGAUGGAGAUCCGAUGCAGGAGGUGGUGAAGAAGGUUAUUGAACAGUUCAAAAACCAUGUAGUGCCAAAGCUCAACUCCUUCCGCAAAUGUAUUAUCCACGGAGACUUUAACGAACAAAAUGUUCUGGUUGAAGCUGAUGGUCCGUCCAGCUACAGGAUCAGUGGCAUUCUGGACUUUGGAGAUAUGAGCAGUGGCUAUUUUGUGUUCGAGCUGGCCAUCACCAUCAUGUACAUGAUGAUCGAGAGGCCCAGGCCGUUAGCGGUGGGGGCAGCGGUGUUGGCGGGCUGGGAGAGCGUAAUCCCCCUGAACCCGGAGGAGAGAGAUGUGCUGUACCUGCUGGUUCUGAGCCGCUUCUGUCAGUCUCUGGUUCUGGCUCGCUACACUGUUCUCCAGCAGCCCGAAAACGAGGAGUACCUGAUGAUCACGGCGAGGCCUGGCGCCAGGCUGCUGCAGCUGCUCUGGGAGACGGGCAGAGACGAGGUGGAAAAGAUCUGGUUCAACGGCGCUGCAUAGUUCUUACAGAACAGCCAUAGAACAAACACAGAGGGAUAAUAACUAAAAGAACCGGAGGAGACUUUUAAUCUGAGUUCAGAAUUAAUGUUAACCAAGUCUUCACACUAUUCAGUGUUAAAAUGCCUUAAAGGGACAGUAUUGUGGACCAUUCUAUUGUGGACAGGCUGUAGCAGUUUAGGUCCACCUAUUUAGUGUAGAGCAGUUUAGCCCUGUCCAUUCAGCCUACAGCACAGUUUAGCCCCACCCAUUCAGCCUAUAGCAGUUUAACCCAACGCAUUCAGCCUGCAGCAGUUUA
This is a messenger RNA of Colossoma macropomum (tambaqui), 1411 nucleotides long. Its product is annotated as hydroxylysine kinase-like. The transcript has 5 exons. Lineage: Eukaryota; Metazoa; Chordata; Actinopteri; Characiformes; Serrasalmidae. The coding region runs from base 64 to 1116 and encodes 350 amino acids. Gene Ontology annotation, molecular function: amino acid kinase activity. The record is from RefSeq and is a predicted model, not a curated record.